Messenger RNA from Sorex fumeus (smoky shrew), 2652 nucleotides. It is a transcript of the gene DPP6, whose product is annotated as dipeptidyl peptidase like 6. Gene Ontology annotation, biological process: proteolysis. The transcript has 27 exons. The coding region runs from base 52 to 2640 and encodes 862 amino acids. The record is from RefSeq and is a predicted model, not a curated record. Gene Ontology annotation, molecular function: dipeptidyl-peptidase activity; serine-type peptidase activity. Lineage: Eukaryota; Metazoa; Chordata; Mammalia; Eulipotyphla; Soricidae.
GCCGCCGACACGAGCGCCCCAGCCGCGGCGGCGCGGACGCGCGCGGGCCCCAUGGCUUCGCUGUACCAGCGCUUCACGGGCAAGAUCAACACCUCGCGCUCCUUCCCCGCGCCCCCCGAGGCCAGCCGCCUGCUGGGGGGGCCCGGGCCCGACGACGACGCGGCCCCCAGGCCCCCGGGAGCGCCGGCGGCGGCGGGGGCGCCCCGGGAGCGCGGCGGCGGCGUUGGCGCGGGGGGCCGGCCGCGGUUCCAGUACCAGGCGCGGAGCGACGCUGACGACGAGGACGAGCUGGUUGGCAGCAACCCCCCGCAGAGGAACUGGAAGGGCAUCGCCAUCGCGCUGCUGGUGAUCCUGGUCAUCUGCUCGCUCAUCGUCACCUCCGUCAUCCUGCUGACGCCAGCGGAAGACAACAGCCUGUCUCAGAAGAAGAAGGUCACAGUGGAGGACCUCUUCAGCGGCGACUUCAAGGUCCACGACCCCGAGGCCCAGUGGAUCAGCGAUAAAGAGUUCAUCUACCGGGAGCAGAAGGGCGAUGUGCUCCUCCACAACGUCGAGACCAACGUCUCCUCCGUGCUCAUCGAGGGCAAGCGGAUCGAGUCGCUGCGAGCCCUCCGCUACGCCAUCUCCCCGGACCGCGAGUACGCGCUCUUCUCCUACAGCGAGGAGCCGAUCUACCGGCACUCCUACACCGGCUACUACGUCCUGAGCAAGAUCCCUCACGGGGACCCCCAGAGCCUGGACCCCCCGGAAGUGAGCAAUGCAAAGCUCCAGUACGCAGGGUGGGGCCCGAAGGGUCAGCAGCUGAUCUUCAUCUUCGAGAACAACAUCUACUACUGCGCCCACGUGGGCAAGCAGGCCAUCCGCGUGGUGUCCACGGGGAAGGAGGGCGUGAUCUUCAACGGCCUCAGCGACUGGCUGUACGAAGAGGAGAUCCUGAAGAGCCACAUCGCCCACUGGUGGUCCCCGGACGGCACGCGGCUCGCCUACGCCACCAUCAACGACUCCCGCGUGCCGCUCAUGGAGCUGCCCAGCUACACGGGCUCCGCGUACCCCACGGCCAAGACCUACCACUACCCCAAGGCUGGCUGCGAGAACCCCAGCAUCUCCCUGCAUGUCAUCGGCCUGAACGGACCCACCCACGACCUGGAGAUGACGCCCCCCGACGACCCCCGCAUGAGGGAGCACUACAUCACCAUGGUGAAGUGGGCCACCAGCACCAAGGUCGCCGUGAACUGGCUGAGCCGCGCGCAGAACGUGUCCAUCCUGACGCUGUGCGACGCCACCACGGGAGUCUGCACCAAGAAACACGAGGACGAGAGCGACGCCUGGCUGCACAGACAGAACGAGGAGCCCGUGUUCUCCAGGGACGGACGCACCUUCUUCUUCGUCCGCGCCAUCCCGCAGGGCGGCCAGGGCAAGUUCUACCACAUCACCGUGUCCUCAUCCCAGCCCAACAGCAGCAACGACAACAUCCAGUCCAUCACCUCCGGGGACUGGGACGUCACCAAGAUCCUGUCCUACGACGAGAAGCGCAACAAGAUCUACUUCCUCAGCACCGAGGACCUCCCGCGGCGCCGGCAGCUCUACAGUGCCAGCACCGUGGGCAGCUUCAACCGGCAGUGCCUGUCCUGUGACCUGGUGGACAACUGCACCUACUUCAGCGCCUCCUUCAGCCACGGCCAUGACUUCUUCCUGCUCAAGUGUGAGGGCCCUGGUGUCCCCAUGGUGACCGUGCACAGCACCGUGGAUAACAGAAAGCUGUUCGACCUGGAGACCAACGAGCACGUGCAGAGGGCGGUCAGCGAGCGGCAGAUGCCCAGAGUGGACUACGGGAGGAUCGAGGUGGCCGACUACAGCCUGCCCCUGCAGAUCAUCAAGCCGGCCACCUUCAGCGACACGAACCACUACCCCCUGCUCCUGGUGGUGGACGGCACCCCCGGGAGCCAGAGCGUGGCCGAGAAGUUCGAGGUGACAUGGGAGACGGUGCUGGUGAGCAGCCACGGGGCCGUGGUGGUCAAGUGUGACGGCCGGGGCAGCGGCUUCCAGGGGACGAAGCUCCUGCACGAAGUGAGGCGCAGGCUGGGCUUCCUGGAGGAGAGGGACCAGAUGGAGGCCGUGCGGACCAUGCUGCGGGAGCCGUACAUCGACCAGACGCGGGUGGGCGUGUUUGGGAAGGACUAUGGGGGGUACCUGAGCACCUACAUCCUCCCGGCGAGGGGCGAGAACCAGGACCAGGUGUUCGCCUGUGGCGCCGCCCUGUCCCCCAUCACAGACUUCAAGCUCUACGCAUCCGCCUUUUCCGAGCGGUACCUGGGUCUCCACGGCCUGGACAACCGCGCCUACGAGAUGACUAAGGUGUCCCAUCGCGUCUCUGCUCUGGGAGAGCAGCAGUUCCUGAUCAUCCACGCCACUGCCGACGAGAAAAUCCACUUCCAGCACACGGCAGAGCUGAUCACGCAGCUGAUCAGAGGAAAGGCCAACUACAGCUUACAGAUCUACCCCGACGAAAGCCAUUACCUGCACGGCAGCCCGCUGCGGCAGCACCUGUUCCGGGCGCUCAUCGGCUUCUUCGUGGAGUGCUUCCGGGUCCAGGACAGGCUCCCCGCGGCGGCGGCCAGAGAGGACGAGGAGGAGGACUGAGUCCCGGACGGC